GGAUAUAAAUACAGGCAAAUCUCCCCCACAGUCUUCUGAGUGCUAGGGAGGCGGAACCGAGACUCAAGGCAGACUUUUGCAGGGCAGGAGGAGAACCAAGCUCAAGAGACAGCAAGUUCACCACCAAGGAGCAACCCAGAGCAAUGUCCCUGGCUGGGGUAAGCUGCCUGGUGACAGGGGCAGGAGGAUUUCUUGGCCAGAGGAUUGUGAGCCUGCUGCUGGAAGAAGAGGAGGCGCUGGCUGAGAUCCGGCUGCUGGACAAAGCCUUCAGCGCUGAAGUGCUCGGGAGAUUUGAGAAGUUCAAGGGGAAGACUGAGGUGAAAAUCCUGGAAGGGGACAUCCGAGAUGUGACAUUCCUGCACCGUGCCUGCCAGGGGGUCUCCCUCGUCAUCCACACGGCUUCCCUCAUUGACACCCUGGGCCUCAUCGAGAAGAAGCUGCUCUGGGAAGUCAAUGUAACAGGUACUCAGCUGCUGCUGGAGGCGUGUGUCCGCUGUAACGUCCAGCACUUCAUAUACACCAGUACCAUAGAAGUGACAGGCCCAAACUGCAGAGGGGACCCAAUUUUCAAUGGUGACGAAGAUACAGCUUAUGAGAGCACAUCCAAAUUUCCUUAUGCCCAAAGCAAGAGACUGGCAGAGGAUUCUGUGCUGAAAGCAGAUGGCCAGGUGCUGAAGGAUGGUGGCACGCUGAUGACCUGUGCCCUGAGAUCUAUGUACAUUUUUGGGGAAGGCUGCCCGUUUCUCCAAGGCCAUCUGGAUAAGUGCCUGUUGAACAAGAACAUCUACUUGCGCUUCUCCAGGAAGGAGGCUCUGGUGAACCCCGUCUACGUGGGCAACAUCGCCUGGGCACACGUGCAGGCAGCCAAAGCCCUCCGAGCCCCACAGAAAGCCAAGCACAUCCGGGGCAAGUUCUACUACAUCUCAGAUGACACUCCUCACAUGAGCUACGCUGACCUGAAUUAUGAGCUGACCAAGGACCUGGGCUUUGGAAUUGAGCCCCGGCUCCCCAUGCCUCUGACAGUGCUCUAUUACUUCUCGCUGCUGCUGGAGAUGGUCAGCUUCUUGCUGCGGCCCUUUGUCAGAUAUGUCCCCUCCACUAACCGCCACCUGGUCAUGCUGCUGAACACCCCCUUCACCUUCUCCUAUAGAAAAGCACAGCAGGAUUUUGGCUACGUGCCCCGCUACACGUGGGAAGAGGCCAAGCAGGGCACUGGUGAGUGGAUUGCCUCUGUGAUCCCCCAGAGAAGGCUGUACUUGCAAAGCAGCACUGCCUAAGCCUGAAGAGGAGCUGAAACCCAGCUAAGCAAGUACAGGCUUGAGCCAGAGGAGAGCUGGGAGAGCAGCAGCAGCAGCAGCAAACUGCAAAGCAUUUAAAUUAAUACUUUGUGCAAGAGCCCACUGAAACCCCUCACCCCCAACCUCAGAAUAAAUAAAAGUGAAAUGUUCA
Vidua macroura (Pin-tailed whydah) is the source of this 1449-nucleotide messenger RNA. RefSeq names its product hydroxy-delta-5-steroid dehydrogenase, 3 beta- and steroid delta-isomerase 1 (gene HSD3B1). The record is from RefSeq and is a predicted model, not a curated record. Gene Ontology annotation, biological process: steroid biosynthetic process. The transcript has 4 exons. Bases 144 to 1277 code for a protein of 377 amino acids. Lineage: Eukaryota; Metazoa; Chordata; Aves; Passeriformes; Viduidae. Gene Ontology annotation, molecular function: 3-beta-hydroxy-Delta5-steroid dehydrogenase (NAD+) activity.